Saccostrea echinata is the source of this 2004-nucleotide messenger RNA. RefSeq names its product protein C12orf4 homolog. The transcript is spliced from 13 exons. Gene Ontology annotation, cellular component: cytoplasm. The coding region runs from base 131 to 1780 and encodes 549 amino acids. NCBI's taxonomy places the organism in Eukaryota, Metazoa, Mollusca, Bivalvia, Ostreida, Ostreidae. The record is from RefSeq and is a predicted model, not a curated record.
AAGUCAUAGCAGAAGAAGAACUUUGAUUCAUUGAGACAUUGAGAGUUCUUUUGUUCAUCAUGAUCCUUUCACAUUAUCUGGAAGUUGAAUUUGACAGAAGCUGAUCAGUUUUGACGGACCUAAAAAUAAAAUGAGUGGUAGUAAGGUCGUAGAUUUCCAGUACCAGUUCACCAGUAAGAACCUGACCUCCACCUUGACAGUUCCUGUAACCAUUCCCUCCCCCCAGUCAGCGUCCGACCUUGUGGGUCGACUUAUCAACGCCCACAAUCUGCCAUGCUAUGUAGAGGAAGAUUUAAAGACUAAGCUAGAGGAAUUUGUCACAGAUCAGACCAACAAACUUUAUGAUGAAAAUGCAGAGAAAGCCCUACAAAGGCUGAAAAAUGGGGACAUUAGCAUAGAUGAUGUUGUCAGCAAAUGGAACAAGGCCUUUACAGAGGAGGUAAAAUGUUAUGCCAAGCCAGAGGCGGUGACAGAGGAGCAGGUUUUUUCAGAGGUGUAUCAUAGUUUGAUCCACUCCCCUGCCCUGGACACACUUCUUAAUCUGGAGCACACAUAUGCCCUCACCAUUGAAGAUCUAAUACAGCAGAGAGAUAAAGAUUUAGAACACCUGGAUGAGAGGCAAAGAGAAGAGAUGGAGGAUGCCAUGAAAAAUGCUGGCACUAAAUACACAGAUGCUCAAGUAAACCAACUGGCUCAACGACAUAUUGACAACUCACAGUUGAUAAGUGGAAAGUGGAGUAGUGAGUUGUCAAAUCUAAAAGACACACAGAAGAGGGAAUUUAGAGAGUGGGUACUCAAAGUCCAUGAGGAUACACAGUCCCCCUCUAAGUCCACAUCUUAUCUGAACAGAGUGCGGGCCCUCAGCAGUAGCCUUCCUGAAGCAGCAGAGAAUGAAAGAGGGGCCAGCUCUAUCAGAAUGGAGGAAAGCUUCACAAUACACCUUGGUGCACAGAUGAAAACGACACACAAUUUGCGAUUGCUUUGUACAGAUGUCCUUGACCUUUGCCGACACAAAGCACACACUGUAGGGGGUAUGUUGAUUCCACAACCACAGAGAUUACAGACUGCCAUGUCACUGUAUUCUAAUGAUCUCUGUGCAAUGAUAAUGAUGGUGGACAAUAGACUGAAUUCAUAUACAGGAUUGAAAAGAGAAUUUGCCAGGGUUUGUGAACAGUCAACAGAUUUCCACUUUCCGGAUCUGGAACAACAGUUUGCAAUCAUAGAACAGGAGCUUGCACUUGCCAGUGAGUAUCGCCAACAAAACAAACAUACAGAUGAUGCAGAUAAAGCCAGCCUCAAGAGCAGUAGCAGCACAUCUAGUGAGGAGAAAAAUAAUGGCCUGCGAGCAGGAGACUUCUAUCUGACCAAACAUUCCAAUUUGUCUGAGGUCCAUGUUGUGUUUCAUCUGGUGGCAGAUGAUGGCAAAAAAGCAUCAGAGAGCGUCAAGUCAUCCGACAUUUCAUCUCGCCAUCCAGUCAUACUCAGCAUCAGGAACAUUAUCAAGCUCUGCUUCCGUUAUGACAUCAACACCCUGACCAUACCUCUUCUUCUCUCAAAUGAAAUGACAGAGGAGAUGACUAUUCCCUGGUGUCAGAAGAGAGUGGAGCUCAUGUUUAAGUGUGUCAAGGGCUUUAUGAUGGAGAUGGCAGCCUAUGGUGGAUACAAGUCUCGUAACAUUCAGUUCCUUGUUCCUCCGGGAAUAUCAGAGGACAUGUUUUCUGGAAUCAGCUCCAUGCUCCAGACAAUAUUUAGACUGUCCAAUCCAGUUGUGAUAAAGUGAAGCUGACAUUAGACAGCAGUCAGUUAUCAUCUCUAAAAACAGAUUCUUGUGAAGAAAUAUUGACCAUAGAUUGAAUGUUGUCUAACAGUUUAUUAUGUGCCAUUGUGAAUUUUAUUGUAAAAGGCAGGAAAAAUACUGGAAGGGCUUUGUGUGCAAUAAUAAAUUAGUUCACUGUAACAUGAAAAUGUAUAAAAUAUGAAUGUAUUAAAGAUGGAAUAUAAGUA